AUGCAUAAUAAUCCAACUGAUCAAGGUUUUGCAGAUGCAAAGUUGAUUGCAAUUCAGGAUUAUAAGGAGAAACAUAAAGCUUAUUUGGCUUUCCUCAGUCAGAAAGCAAAAUUGUCUUGGCUUAAAGAUGGGGAUGAGAAUACUUCCCUUUUUCACCAAAGUAUCAAGAUCAGGAAGGUGCAUAACCAAGUUUAUAGCAUCUAUGAUAUGAAAGGAGAAUGGAAAGAUACAGCUGAUGGGGUGUCCCAAGCUUUCUUGGAUUAUUAUAAAGUGCUACUAGCAGAUGAAGUUAAGAAGGCUAUUUUCUCUAUUCCAGGUAUUAAAGCUCCUGGUCCAGAUGGCUUUGGUUCUUAUUUUUAUAAAGAUGCUUGGCAUAUUGUUGGGGAUGAAGUCAUUGCAGCCAUUCUUGAUAUGUUACAGCAAGGAAAAAUCUUGAAGGAGGUGAACCACACUGUGAUUACUCUCAUCCCUAAGACUAAAUGUCCAAAAGAUGUGAGUGAGUUCAGGCCAGUCUCUUGCUGCAACACCAUCUAUAAGUGCAUAACAAAAGUCUUGUGUGGGAGAUUAAGACAAGUUCUUCCUGAUCUCAUUUUGGAGAAUCAAGGAGGCUUUGCUCAUGGGAGAUACAUAGUUCAUAAUAUUAUGGUUGUUCAAGAUUUAGUCAGGCAUUAUGGGAGGAAAGGGGUUAAGCCUAGUUGUCUUAUGAAGAUUGAUCUUCAAAAAGCCUAUGAUACUAUUGAUUGGCAUUUCUUACAGGAGAUGUUGGAAUUGUUGGAUUUCCCUAAGCAAUUUGUUGAUAUGGUUAUGCAAUGUGUGUCUACUCCCAUGUUUUCUCUGAUGCUGAAUGGUUCUAUGCAUGGCUUCUUUAAAUCCAAGAGAGGUUUGAGGCAAGGAGACCCUAUCUCUCCUCUGUUGUUUGUCAUUUGCAUGGAAUAUUUGUCUAGAAUUCUGAAUAGAGUGAGGUCUAUGCCUCAGUUUCAAUUUCAUCCAAGGUGUAAGGGGAUUGGUCUUACUCACUUAUGUUUUGCUGAUGAUCUGAUUAUCUGUAGCAAGGGAGAUUAUCAGUCUAUUUACUUGUUGCUUCAAGCUUUCAAAUUGUUUUCUAAUUCUUCUGGCUUAAAGGCAAAUCAACAAAAAUCUUCUAUCUACUGUCAUGGUAUGCAGGAAUCUGAUAUUCAGAGGGUAGUGGAUGUUUCUGGAUUUUCUAGAAGUAUGCUGCCUUUUAAAUACUUGGGUGUUCCUAUAUGCUCUAAGAAGAUUUUUGUGGCUCAGUGUGCUCAUCUGGUGGAUAAGAUGAUAACCAGGAUCAAAGUUUGGAGUUCUAGGAACUUAUCCUAUACAGCAAGAAUGCAGCUUGUUAACUCAAUAUUGCUAAGUUUGCAUAUGUAUUGGGCUCAAAUAUAUGUGCUUCCAAAAAGUGUUCUACAGGAUAUAGUGAAGAUCUGCAGAGCCUUCCUAUGGAGUGGUCAUGCUUUCAGUCAUAAACCAAGCAAUAUAGCUUGGGAUAAGGUCUGUAGUGACAACCAAACUGGAGGUCUGGGGUUUAGAGAUGUUCAGACUUGGAACAUAGCCUUUAUGGGAAAAUAUGUAUGGGCUUUAGUCAAGAAGCAGGAUAAUGUGUGGAUUAGGUGGAUCAAUUCAGUCUACUUAAAGGAUGGGGAUUGGUGGGAGUAUCAGCCUGUCUCUACUGCUAGCUGGUACUGGAAACAAGUUUGUAAUACAAAGGAGAAACUAAAACAGUUUUUUACUCUUGCAGAGUUUGAAAACAUGCCUCAGUAUUCAGUGAAACAAGUGUAUGAGAAACUUGUAGGGAAUAAGCCAAGGGUGCAUUGGGAUAAAAUGGUGUGGAAUAGGCUGAAUGUUCCUAAGCAUAGAUUCAUCUGCUGGUUAGCUGUUCAAUCCAAACUUCAGACUACGGAAAAGCUAACAAAGAUAGGCAUUAGUCAAUCUGCUAGUUGUUUGAUUUGUGGACUGGAUGAUGAGACUCAUCAGCAUUUAUUCUUCCAGUGCCAGUAUAGUAGGCAAAUUAUUAUAGCAGUUCACCAGUGGAUUGGCUUCUCUAUUCAUGGAAAUUUGGUUCAGUUACUCAGGAAAGCUGGACAAAGUAGAGCUUCAAGGUUCAGGAAGCAGGUUUAUUUUGCAGUUGUUGGUGCUGCUGUCUAUCUGAUCUGGAAAUGUAGAAACACUAGCUUUUGGGAGAGUACCAUUCCCACUGUCAGUCAGAGUAUGAAGGCUUUGAAGCAAAUGGUUAAGAGCAGAAUUCAGGUAGUUUUGCCAAAACAUGUAAGCAAGAGGGAUAGUGACUGGUUCACAAAAUUGUAA
Molecule: messenger RNA, 2322 nt
Organism: Spinacia oleracea (spinach)
Lineage: Eukaryota; Viridiplantae; Streptophyta; Magnoliopsida; Caryophyllales; Amaranthaceae
Exons: 2
Coding region: 1-2322 (773 amino acids)
Source: RefSeq, a predicted model, not a curated record